Messenger RNA from Candidozyma auris, 663 nucleotides. RefSeq names its product S-adenosylmethionine-dependent methyltransferase. The record is from RefSeq and is a predicted model, not a curated record. Gene Ontology annotation, molecular function: protein methyltransferase activity; S-adenosylmethionine-dependent methyltransferase activity; nucleic acid binding. Lineage: Eukaryota; Fungi; Ascomycota; Pichiomycetes; Serinales; Metschnikowiaceae. The coding region runs from base 1 to 663 and encodes 220 amino acids. The transcript has a single exon. Gene Ontology annotation, cellular component: eRF1 methyltransferase complex. Gene Ontology annotation, biological process: methylation.
AUGCUUCCAACUCCGGAAGUUGCUGUGGACGACAAUGUGUAUGAACCAGCAGAGGACUCAUUUCUCCUACUAGACUGUUUCGAGAAAGUGAUGGAGCCUUUGCAGCUGAAAUAUACAUGUCCAGUGGUCUGUGAAAUAGGUGCCGGCUCAGGUGUCGUCACGGCGUUCCUCAAAUUGCAUAUAUUUCCUGAAGCUUUAUACCUAGCUACUGAUGUCAAUCCUACAGCAUGCUCCACGAUACGAGCCACACUCAGAAAGAAUAAGGCAGAAACUGCUUCUGGGUCUGUUUCUGUUCUCCAGAUGAGCCUAAUGUCUGGCAUAAGAGAAAAAGCUAUAGACAUUCUCUUAUUCAAUCCGCCUUACGUUCCAGCCGAAGAGGUUCCUGAGAUUCCGAAGACAGACAGCGACUACACAUGGCUCGACUUGGCGCUCCUAGGAGGUCCCGACGGAAUGGUGGUCACAUGGCAGGUUUUGGACCAUUUAGACGACCACUUAGCGCCAGGUGGAAUUGCUUUCAUACUAUUUUGUGCGAGAAACAAACCGGAGGAAGUUGCUUCCAUCAUGAGAAGUCGAGGAUGGCUCGUGGAGACAGUGAUACAUAGGAAGGCUGGAUGGGAGGUACUCAGUGUUCUUCUGUUUACCAGAGGUAGUGUUGAAGGAUAA